Messenger RNA from Scutellospora calospora, 622 nucleotides. Lineage: Eukaryota; Fungi; Glomeromycota; Glomeromycetes; Diversisporales; Gigasporaceae. The record is from the annotation of a GenBank genome assembly.
AUGGCUUCAUCGCCAAACAUAGUUAUAGUUGGAAUUGAUUUCGGUACCUUUUCAAGUACUUUUGCUUAUUGUAAUAACUGUAACGUUAAUGCUGAAAUAGUGACAAACAAUUUAUGGCCUGAGCAACUUGGAGUUUUUAAAACUAAUACUGUAUUGCAAUAUGAUAAUGAAUUGAAAGUUAUAUCUUGGGGUAUAGUUCCGAAACCCGAAAAAAAAAAAAAGUAUAAUCCAAUUAGAAGUUCUACUAUUAGUGGAAAUGGACGUACAAAUAGAUCAUGGACUACUGAACCUAAUGUUUCUAGGACAACUAGUUUACUUAUUGAAAAUAGACAAACUAUACUUGCAAGUUUGUUUAAAAUUCAUUUAGCAAAUGUAUUAGAAGAAGAUAAACCUCCAUUACCUAUAGGAUUAGAUUACAGAAAAUGUAUAGAAAUGACAAAGGUGAUUAAAAAUACUAUUUCUGCAAGAUGGCCAGGCGUCAACUUCUACCGAGAUGUUAAAUUUCUUAUUACGGUUCCGUUAAAUUUUUCAGAGGGUGCAAAAGAUAUCGUUCGUUAUUGUGUUUCAGAAGCUGGUCUCUUGGAUCAUGCAACUUCACCAAAUCUGGAAUUUUUAUUAGAAC